This is a messenger RNA of Anopheles moucheti, 2291 nucleotides long. RefSeq lists its product as uncharacterized. The coding region runs from base 229 to 1113 and encodes 294 amino acids. NCBI's taxonomy places the organism in Eukaryota, Metazoa, Arthropoda, Insecta, Diptera, Culicidae. The record is from RefSeq and is a predicted model, not a curated record. The transcript has a single exon.
GCCAAUCCGUCCCCGGUCUCGUUAGGUUCUACCGGGUCGCUAAACGGUGCACCGAGUGCCAUCCCUGCCAGCGUCGCGGCAAGCUCGCACCCGCCACGGUACUACUCCUCACUGGCCCAGCUGUACCGCAAAUCGUCCAGCCCAGCCAGACAGGGUCCGACGGGUGGGAGUGGUGGCGCACGCGGUGUGGCGCGCUAUGCCAAACCGAACCGUGGUGUACCCGGUGGGAUGAACUCACUGCCCCGUCUGCUGGGUGCGAGAGCUACCGAGCUGCGGCGUAGUUCUGCGGCCGGACUGAACGUGGUAUCUCAGCGUCCUCCGUUGCCGCCGAAGAUUGAACUGCGUAGCCACAGUUACGACGGUUUGCUGGACGAUUCGGCCAGUAUGCAGCGGGGCAAGGCGACGGGUGUAGGACAACCGACAGGGACAACGCUACCAACCGAAGGGCAUGAUCGAGUCGAUGGGCGAGGUGUGAUCGCUGGCCAGCAGCAAGGAGAGCUUGAGGAAUCAAUCGUCAGGAAGGUGUUUGUAGAGCCGAGCGGUGGCUCGGUCGGAACGGAAGCGUCGGUCAAGAGCAAAAACAGACGAUCACGCAGCAUGGACGAUCUGUUCGACGACGACGGACCCGGCGGGGACUGCAAGUUAUUCGACAACACGCAGAGCAUGGAGACACUGUUGGAGCCGGCAUCACCCACAUCGGCGACGGCUCCCGAAUGUGCUCCCGAGACACCGCCACCACGUCCGCUCGGAGGUGGUAACAUCUGCCUGAAUCGACGCUUUGUGCGCGAAGACACAGUGGAGCGUCCGGACGACACGAUCGACGACUCGCUCGGAUCUCACGCCGCAUCACACGAGCAGCUGUGCGAAAAGGAAACGAUCACGGUCGACAGUACGCCUCGGUCGAUGCACGCGGACGACACUGGAGCCCACGGCCAACCGAAGCGGCAACCCGACGAACAGGAGGAGGACGAUAUCGAAUCGACCCAUUCAUCCGUAACCUCCUCGCACGGAUCAACGGCAUCGGGCGAAAGGGGCGGUGGUGGGCCCAGGAAAGCUCCCAAACCACUGAUCAACCGGUACGUGAAGAAGGUGAAAUCGUUCAUGAAGAUGUAACGCCAUGUAACGUGUGUCGUGUGUUACAUCUCGCUCUCGAAUAUGCGUUAAGGGUAGUAUUAGUGGAUUGUACCGUUGUGCGUGUGCGGUAAAACAAAAUCCCCCAAUUUCGAAUCCUCCACCGCCAGCCGUCGAAAAGAUGGCCAACGGUGGCAACCUUUUCUUUGUGAUCUUUUUGGGAAGUGAACGCGUGACGUAACGGAGCAGUAGUGUGAAGCAAACGAAAACUCUGCUCUAAACCAAACCCUUGCUCCACUGGCUGGAUCCACGCGAUCUUGCUUUUUGUAAUCGCUUUUAACAAUCGCUUGCUUGCCGUGUGUGGCGCAAGAUGGAGAUGUUUUGUGAGGAUUUAUUUAAUUUAACUCCAUUUUCUUUUAUGCCGACAAUCAACCAUCAGGGUGGUUGAGAUAGGACACUAGACACUGUUCCAUUAAGUUAGUAAUUAAGAGAAGGUAGAGCAACAAGCAUACAAUCACACACACACUAGUAGACCCACACAUAUGUUACAAGCGUCUAACCUUACUGUUUUGCGAUGUAUUUUUGUCGUCUUAAGUUAAACUGAUCGGCUGUAUUAGUGUAGCCGCUAUUAUUACUAUUACUACCACUUACUACUACUUACAUCAUUGUGAUUAGUUUCGCGCAGCUGUCGUAUGCCGUUGCGCGGAAUGCUGGAACGUUGUAAAAUAUAUUAUUUAGACCUUUUAGCGUGUAAGCAGAAAACGCGGACGGAUGGGAGCAGCAGCUUCCCAUUGCGGCCUAACCACCAACCACCAUCAAAGUAUCUAGGGUAAGGAUUGCGCAUACCGAUGAUCGGCUUACCGAUGUGAAUAAUUCUUUCUGCCUAUGACGACAUAGUCUGCGAAAAAACAUAAUGCGAACCGGCGUUUUAGGGUCGCACUGCUGUGGAUGCGAAGUUGUGGAGCCUUCUUUUUUGUUGCAGCAUCCUUUCGAUCGCGCUUUCAUAAGCAACCAUUAUGACCUCUUGAGAUGUGUUAGAACGAUAAAGCGCGGGGACAAGCUGUGGUCGCUGCCAUUGCGUAAAAACAAGUGCUUUAAACAUAAAACAGAACUGUGAAACCUCGGUGUGUAACAAUGAGGAGAGCGGAAAAAGGAAAACAGAAACGCAAAUUGUAUGUUUUUUUUAACAGUAUGUUUAAUAAAGCAAAAAUACACUCACA